GACAGCUGCUUAGUUACUCAGACUUUGACACUCGUCCUGUCGGUCCCCUGGCUGCUUGUUGCUCCAAGCUGAUAUUCGGUAGCCGUUGUAUCGCUUACUACCAUUCAGAUGCUAAUAAAGUAUCUUUAAUUUCGCUCUACAACAAAACUUCCGGAGAGAAACAAACACUUCCUUGAAACGUUAUCGUCUGUCGUUGCACGCCUCAAUGGACGCUGUUCAGACGUUGACGUCUGGAUUUUCUCUGGACCUGGGGCCGAUGAAAGAACCUCUUGGCUUUAUCCGUGUCUUAGAAUGGGUCUUCACCAUCUUUGCCUUUGCCACCACUGGAGGUUACACCGGGACUACCCACUUCACACUCAAAUGUCCAGGAGACAAAGAUAAGCCAAUCGAGCCAAUGUUUGGCUACCCGUUCAGGUUGCCAGCUCACUCGUAUAAGAUGGUGUCAUGUAACGGCAGCCAAGUCAACGAGACCUUCCUGCAGGGGGACUUCUCCUCCUCGGCAGAGUUCUUUGUGUGCGUCGGUGUGUUUGGAUUCCUCUAUUGCACUGCCACACUGAUCCUCUACCUGGGCUACCAGAACGUCUACCGCCAGACCAGCCGUGGUCCCAUCGUAGACCUGGGGGUGACCGCUGCCUUUGCCUUCCUGUGGCUUGUGUCCUCUUCAGCCUGGGGCAAAGGCCUGACUGAUGUCAAAUGGGCCACAAACCCAGAGCAACUGGUUCAAAUUCCAUUGUGCGACGGCAACUGUGAGCCCGGAGAUUUCCCUUCCAUGGGCCGCCUCAAUGCCUCUGUGAUUUUUGGUUUUUUGAACUUGAUACUGUGGGCCAGUAACUGCUGGUUCAUUUUCAAGGAGACUUCUUUUCACAAGGACCCCAACCCACCGGCCACCAGUGAGGAAGGAGGGACCCCGGGGCCCUAGACACAUCACUUACGGCCCUCGAGCUUUGCCCUCUGCCUACAGCAAGAACCGCUUUGUGCCCAACACUGGUCUAUGAUGUUAACCUGCAGAAACUGAAACAAAUGGAAGCCUAUUGUCUUUAAUACUCCUGUGUACCUGCCAACACAGCUCCAGGUAUUUAGCUUGCAUUUACUUGGUCCCCACUGAUGACCGGCAAUCCUAAAUUCUUUGUUAUUUUUCUCCUGAAUGUUGCGGUCUGUAUUUUUUGAUGAUUACAGCAGGAGCUGCAGUGCAUGUGCUUCCACAUUGUCCUCCCAGGGAGCCCCUUAAUGGUGAAGCUGUGAUACAAGAACCCAGAGUCUCUACUGGUCUUUAGCUAGGGGGCGGGAUUUCCAAGCCAAAUGAUUUCCAAAAUUGAAAUGCAAACAACCCUCACGGUGAAUAAAAUUAAAUGCUGCUAAGACAAAUGCAGUCCAAAUUUUUUAGUUAGCAGCAAAUGCACACAUGGGGUUCUCAGCAGGGGUUCGUCUGCUUUUAUGUAAUCUGUAAGCACAGGCAGUAGAGUUCCCAAGUACUGUAACUAAACCGUAAACUAAACAUUUCUGUCAAUAGAUAUAUUGAAUGCUCUUUUUUUGUCUAAGAUCUAUGCUUUUCAAUCUAAAGGCAUUUUCUUGGUCAUCUUGCGGUUUAAUUAAUCACCACAAGAUUUCCCAAUUUGGGUUCUAAUCUAUUGACACUCAAAUAUACUUAAUAACCCUAUGGGUGUUUAUUUCUACAAUCUUUGGUUUCCUUGAUCUUAAAAAUAAAACACACACGUGAAAGGACAAACACACUACAAUAUACUGGACUUCAUAUUACCAAUAGCACACUUUUCCUCCCAAACUGUCAUUUGGGAUGAUGCUUGAGGUUGUCUGUGCCAGCGUUUAUGUUCAGCCUGUACCAGAAGCAGACGGUUCUCACGUUUACUCCAGAAGCCGUUCUACUUUAGACAUGUUUAGAUCCUGUUUGAUCCAAAUGUUACUCCUCAACAUCACAUCUUAUUCUGGUUUGAGUGAAAGGUGACUCAGUUACUCACUUGUUUAUAUAGUUAAGAUGUUUUUUUUUAAUCUACACUAAUUGGUCUGCUGCAUCUUUUAAAAUCCCAUGUUGGGUUUUGGUUUAUUUCUCAAUAGAAACGUUUUAGUGCGCAGCUUCUCCUUGAUUAUUUUUUUGUAAUGUCUGGUGUUCUGUUAAAUGUGUUGUACCACAAAGUAGCCUCAUGCUGAAUCGUGUGAUGAUAAAUAGUUGAAUUAACCAAAGAUUCAUUUAAUCUUGCUGUAUUUCUUAAUGACUCCUUUCUGUGGUUGUGCCCUUCAUGUAUUCAUCCAUUAGAGUGCAACUCUUCACAUUCACUACUGCACUGCACUUAGAGGAAUCCGUAUAGAGUUUGAUUUCCCCGCCAUGGCCUCUGGAUGAAAUAAACAAAAGAAAUUUACUUUGCACAUAUCAAAAUCAGCAACCUUUUUAAGACGCUUAAUAUUUUUAAAAUGUAAUUAGGACACUAAUGGGGAAUGUUUAUGAAAUGACUAUUGAAAUAAGAUUGCCUUUUAUCUGGGUUUAUAUGUGCUGCCAAGUGUGAAAAAUAUUCUGUCUCCUUUCUUGAUCCCAAUGCAAAAUGGCUUUAUGAAUGAGCACAUAUGUAUACCCAUACCAUGUUUGCCAUACCGUUAAAAUGGGCGCGAAUAAAAGCUUUUACAGGUU
Molecule: messenger RNA, 2638 nt
Organism: Pungitius pungitius (ninespine stickleback)
Lineage: Eukaryota; Metazoa; Chordata; Actinopteri; Perciformes; Gasterosteidae
Gene: sypl2a
Product: synaptophysin-like 2a
Exons: 6
Coding region: 206-919 (237 amino acids)
Cellular component (GO): synaptic vesicle membrane; synaptic vesicle
Source: RefSeq, a predicted model, not a curated record